Oncorhynchus nerka (sockeye salmon) is the source of this 1489-nucleotide messenger RNA. Its product is annotated as src-like-adapter 2. Gene Ontology annotation, cellular component: cytoplasm; COP9 signalosome; plasma membrane. The record is from RefSeq and is a predicted model, not a curated record. Gene Ontology annotation, biological process: signal transduction; regulation of MAPK cascade. Gene Ontology annotation, molecular function: epidermal growth factor receptor binding; phosphotyrosine residue binding. The transcript is spliced from 7 exons. The coding region runs from base 73 to 855 and encodes 260 amino acids. NCBI's taxonomy places the organism in Eukaryota, Metazoa, Chordata, Actinopteri, Salmoniformes, Salmonidae.
AUAGAUGACAGUACACUCUUCUCUCUCAGCCUAAGGAGCCAUCCAGACAUACAGCUAGAGAAGCAGCUGGUCAUGGGGACUUGCCCGAUCAAAGUAUGGUCCAAUAUGCCAACUCUGAAGAAUCCAACUGAACCUGCAAUGUCAGACGAUAACAGGCCCAUGGUGGUAUCCCUCUAUGACAUCCCCUCCCAAGGUCCCUUGGAAUCCAGCAUCCAUAUAGGGGAGAGGCUCACGGUGUUAUUAGACGAUGGGGAUUUUUGGGUGGUGCGAUCCACAACGACAGGCAAUGAGAGUUAUAUCCCCAGAAACUACACUGCCAAAGUAAUUAACAGGUGGCAGUAUAAUGGCAUCAGCAGGUUGAAUGCAGAGGAGCUGCUGCUGCUGCCAGACAAUCACACAGGGGCUUUCCUGAUCCGAGAGAGUCAGACAAACACAGAAACCUACUCCCUCUCAGUCCUUGUGAAGAUGGACUCAUAUCUGGCCACAGUGAAACACUACCGCAUCUGUCGCCUCCAAAACGGCUGGUUCUACAUCUCCCCCAGCCUCACCUUCUACUCCCUGGGCCAAUUAGUGGAACACUACUCUGAGUCAGCGGAUGGGUUGUGCUGUUUACUGAGGGAGCCUUGCAUCAUCCAAGGCUCAAACAAAAGUACCCUGACCACCAGACCGUAUCCCAAAGCUAUCAGGAGGCCCACACUCAACUGGAAUGACGUAGACAGUUCAAUGAUCUUCAAUAAGGCCAGAGUGGAUUCAGAGGACUCUCUAGUGAGCGAAGGUCUGAGGGAGGCCGUCAGCUCGUACCUCUAUAUGACAGAGGCCAGCUGCCAGAACUGUGGCAAACACUGGGAUACAUGAGGAAAGGGAGGACUAUGAGAGUAAAAUAGCCAGACAUUAUGCUGUCUGGUCUGCUGUUGUGUAGGUGUAAUGGUACUAGGCCAGAAAUGAUGAUCUACAUAAAAGCAUAGUGGAAGUUGAUAGAAGUAAGCAUACCAUUUACAACCACAAUGAAAAAAAUGAAAACUACAAGCACAAUCAAUGGUUUUGAUGUUUUGAUGUGUUAGGGUUCAGGUAGCCACAGGGAAGCCAUGUUAUGUGGCACUUCUCAAGUCUUCUAAUGCUGUAGCUGUGCUUGUGCUCAAGAGCACAUUUCAGAGCCUGGAACCGAAAGGUAUUAUCUAUACUGUCUUUGGUAUUAUGAUGUGAUGAGCACUUCCUUUCAGCUCUAGGAAGGUUCCAUUCUGCUUGUCCACACAGAAAUGCCCAUGCAUUGGUCUAUUUCUUUUUUUUUUACCAAAGAAGGAAGAUCACUGAACGACAAGAACGUUUUAAUUGUACUAAAUGUUGAAUCGAUUGUUAGUUUGAUAUGCAAUCUGUUACUCUGCAAUCCAUUUGUAUAUGAAUGAAAUGCCAUGUCUGAACUAACUUGAAACGAACUCUGACUUUUUAGCGCAUUUGGCUCGUGGCAGCAUGGUUCUGCAUGCUCUGGUUG